Molecule: messenger RNA, 1578 nt
Organism: Sphaerulina musiva SO2202
Lineage: Eukaryota; Fungi; Ascomycota; Dothideomycetes; Mycosphaerellales; Mycosphaerellaceae
Product: nucleotide-binding domain-containing protein
Exons: 2
Coding region: 36-1430 (464 amino acids)
Molecular function (GO): flavin adenine dinucleotide binding; saccharopine oxidase activity; sarcosine oxidase activity
Source: RefSeq, a predicted model, not a curated record
AACGAAACAGAAAAAAAGAGAAAAAAGAAAAAGAAAUGGCCUCGUCGUCGUCGUCGUCAUAUCUCAUCGUCGGAGCGGGCGUGUUUGGAAUCUCGACAGCCUAUCACCUCAUCAAGAAAUAUCCCCAUGCGUCCAUCACCGUCGUAGACCGGGACGCAUACGACGCCGAAAGCAGAGUGGCCGCCUCCUGGGACUGGAACAAAGUGGUCCGCGCCGACUACGACGACAUUGUAUACUGCAGACUCGCACUCGAAGCACAAGACAUUUUCCGCACCGAAGAUCUCUGGAAACCAUAUUACCACGAAACGGGAAUUUGGUGGGCGUGUCGGAGUGAUUAUGCGCAAUUGGUUCUCGACAAUUAUAAGAAAUUGGGUAGACAAGCAGAUCUCAAAGCCGUUUCUAUCGCAGAGGCCAAAACUCUCUUUGGAGGACUCUUCAACGAAGCAGAUUAUGAAGGCGUCAAAGAAGUUCUUUUGAACAAAACUAGUGGAUGGGCUGCUGCAGGAGAUUGUCUUCGCGCCGUCACCAAAAAAGCCAUCGAGCUGGGCGUCAAAUACGUCGUUUCGGAAGUUUCCACUCUUCAAUUCAACGACCAAGAAGACUGCAUCGGAGUCAAACUUGCAAAUGGAACAUCUCUCACCGCCACCCACACCAUCCUCUGCACAGGAGCCUUCACCUCCAAACUCCUCGAAAUCAGCGCCCAAGCCAGCAACAACCCAUCCCUCCGCUCUGGCGAUCGAAUUCUCGCAGCGGGAAUUACCACUGGAAUGACAACUCUCUCCGACUCCGAUUAUGCCCAAUUCCAAAAUAUGCCCGUCGCCGUCCAAGGGUAUACAGCAUCCACGGGCCCCUUCAUCGGAAGUCUUCCCCCGACGAAAAAUUCUCGAGAAUUGAAAUGGUGGGGUCAAACGAUUUUUAGCAAUAAUCAGGAAAUUUUUCCCGGGAGAUUUAUUUCUGCUCCGCCUAGCGGAAAAGAUUAUCGCCAGUGGGAGGUUUCGGAGAGGAUGAAGGGGGAUAUUGGAUUUGCGAAGAAGGUGUUUUAUGGGAAAAAGGGAGAUGCUUGGAAAUUUGAUAAGUAUAGGGUUUGUUGGGACGCAUUCACCACUUCCGCCGACUUUAUCAUUUCACCCCACACUCGCGGCAUCCUCCCUCCUCCCUCUCCCCAAGGACAACAACGACAAAAACAAGCAAAAGGCCUCUACAUCGCCACAUGCGGAAACUUCCACGGCUGGAAAUUUUUCCCCGUGCUCGGCAAAUAUAUUGUGCAAAUGCUCGAGGGAGAAUUAGAGGAGGAAUUGGUGCGGAAAUGGGCUUGGGAUCGUGAGAGACCGGAUGCUUCGAAAAAUCCGGAUUGGCCGAGGGCGGAGAUGAGGAGUUUGUUGGAUGGGGAUUCGAUGGGAAGAGGUGGAGGGGUGAGGGCGAAGUUGUGAGGUUGGGUUGGGUUGGGUUGGGGGUGGCUUUUAUGAGUUUAUGAUGAUGUAUACCCGAGAUGGAAUUGGGAAGAGGUAUACCUUUGGUAGAGGUAUGAGGACGGGUCUUUCUGUGCAUACGACAAUGUUUUUUCAUAUAAUUAUUAUC